Messenger RNA from Vitrella brassicaformis, 1666 nucleotides. The record is from the annotation of a GenBank genome assembly. Lineage: Eukaryota; Vitrellaceae.
UCUGUGUCGGCCCGCGUCUCUCGUCGCGACAAACCACAGUGACACGAUAGGCAGGCAGUCAACGGGACACAAACAAACUAUCCAGCAAACACACGGAUGUCACUCACGGAACGCAAAGAGACCUGCCCUGACCUGAUUCGAUCCAUGUGUUGUCCAUCACUCACUCACUCGUGAGUGUGCGAGUGGACAACCGACCGGUCACUCACACUCAAUGAUCCAGUGUACACGAGCCAUCCCAUCUCCAGUCGGCAAAAUCGCCAACCAACACGACCACCCGCUGACUGCCACGCCCUCACAGAGAGACGCUCUACACGCCCUUCUCCCCCCCUCCCUCCCUCGCUACGCCUUCUUCCCUUCUGCAGGCUUGGCACCAGCACCAGCAGCAGGCGGCUCCUUCUUACCCUUGGCCUCAGUUUGUUCUGGCUGCGUUGGCUUGGCCUUGGCGUCCUCGAGUUUCUUCUGCGGCUCGGGGAUGAACUCGGCCUGCUUGGGCAGCUGCUUGGGCUGCGCCUCGAUGGACUCGAUGAUGGGUCGGCGGGAUGCGAGGUCCAUCUUGACGGUGAUCGAGGGGCCCUUGCCGGCCUUGGCCUUCUGCCGCUGGUACUCCUUGUGCUCGGGCUUGUCCGAGGGGAGGAACCCCUCACGCAUCAGACGCUCACGCUCCUCGGGCAGCGGAGUGCCGGACGUCAGCUUGCCGUCAAACAGGUGCAUACCUGACGAACAAGGACCAGACCAGACAGACAGACAGACGUACGAGCAGAGAGAGAGGCGGACAGUGUUCGUGUGUGUGGGUACCCACCUUCCAUGGGUGGCGGCCAUCCUCUCUGUUCGAUGCCGAUGUCGGGCCGCUUGUAGCCCUCGACGCUCUUGGGCUGCGAGUAGUCGCCGGGCGGCAUGGCCAUGACCUCACGCCGGAUCUCCUCGAGCUGGGCCUUGUCCUUAAGGAGUCGGUCCAGGUAGCCGGGGCGCUCGAUGUACUCGAGCUCGAUCAUGUUGACCGGCAAAUCGUGGUCCACCGCUAUCUGCGCCUUCUGCAACACACACACACAGGGCAGUGCAGGUGGGGCUAUGCUGCGGUGUGUGGUGUGUGGUGCGGGUCUUCCUUUCUGACCCGAGCGAGUUCGUCAUCGAAUUCGGCGAAGGCGUCGACGUGCUCCUGGGUGAGGUGGCCGCGCCACAUGACUAUCGGCCCCAGCUCAGUCAAACGAGCUAUGGCCAUCACACCUGCACACCAGCGCGAACAACCGCAAACCACAGCACAGCACAGCGCGGCACAGCAACAGACAGAUGGAGCGAUUUGGGCUCGUGCAGGUACGUGUGUGUGUGCGUGACUGCCGCUGACUGACUGACUGGCUGACCAGGGUGGCUGAUGAAGGUGAGCUUCUGAUCUUGGACUCCGAACGACACCAUGCAGUCAGGCACCUUCUCCCGGGGGGGCGCUUUCGACGCUGGCUGCGGUGGCGCCUUGGCCACCGCUGUGCUGCUCGCCCGACGCACUAAGGCACGAAACAUUGUCGUAGAGCCACUCCUCCCUUUGACCCUAACCCUACACCCGAAACCCUGCAAGUGAGUGGAAAUGGGUUCGUGGUGGUUUGGUUGCGAACGUCUGCAGAGAUGCGGCGCUUGCGAUGUGGUCUGGCAUUGCUGCAGAGGUCAGCCUGCUGCC